Anopheles nili is the source of this 1924-nucleotide messenger RNA. RefSeq names its product poly(A)-specific ribonuclease PARN-like. Gene Ontology annotation, biological process: nuclear-transcribed mRNA poly(A) tail shortening. Lineage: Eukaryota; Metazoa; Arthropoda; Insecta; Diptera; Culicidae. Gene Ontology annotation, molecular function: RNA binding; metal ion binding; poly(A)-specific ribonuclease activity. The transcript has 6 exons. The record is from RefSeq and is a predicted model, not a curated record. The coding region runs from base 1 to 1824 and encodes 607 amino acids. Gene Ontology annotation, cellular component: cytoplasm; nucleus.
AUGGAUAUCACAAAGAAAAACUUCAUUGAGCAGCUUCCCUCUAUACGAGAAGCAAUCCAAAAUGCGACGUUCUUCGCUGUCGAUUGCGAGUUUACUGGGCUUGCAUCCGACCGUACCAUAUUUCCGUUUGAUACCCCCGAGGAAGUAUACCUGAAAAUGGUCGAAAAUAGUCCUCAAUACAUCAUCGUACAGUUCGGGCUGUGUGCGUUUCGUGUCGAACCACCGGCCGAAACAGAGGAAAAUCAGGGAGAGCCUCGCAUCUCGUACAAGUGCUACAACUUUUACUGCUACCCCAAGGGUCGUGCAACCGUGUUUAGCUGCCAAGGAGAAAGCAUGCGGUUCUUAGCAGAUAAUGGGUUUGAUUUUAACAAAUUGUUCCGUGAGGGUCUCUCGUACGCAAAUGAACCCGACGAACAGCGUUACCGAGCAGACCUAAAGGAGCGGCAAGCUGCUCGCGCGGCCGCUAUACAAGCUGCCUCGGAAGAAAACCCUAAAAAUGAAGAUACCCCCGUAGAAGAUGUGCCGAAUGCGAAUACAAUACCGGUACCAGCGCAAAACCAACAACAGGUUGACAGUGCUGCCGCUAGUAUUGAAGCGUUUUUGCAAUCCGACGAACCGGAGCUUAUCGUUGGCAACUGCAAUCCUUUCCAGCGAAAACUGAUUUAUCAGAUGAUCGAACAGCGCUUCCAACGGAAAGUAACUACCUCGAGCGUGUCGCUGGAGAAUAACCAAAAGGGCAUUAAAGUGGAGCGAAAACGGUCGCCCGAGGAGGAAUUGGUAUUAGAUGAGCAACGGCGUGCACGCGAGAACGAGGAUCUCGAGACAAGUGUUGGACUGUCGCUAGUACUGCAGGAACUUUCUAAAUCCCGAAAGCUUAUUGUCGGCCACAAUAUGCUGUUGGAUUUUUUGUACGUGCUAAGACAAUUCUUCAAACCAUUACCAUUUGACUAUCAGGAGUUUAAGAAGCUAACAAAGCAAAUAUUUCCACUGCUUCUAGAUACGAAAUAUUUGUGUACCAACGCGGAAAUUAAGGAGCAUGUAAACUCGUCAGUUUUGGCUCACGUCUUUGAUGCUGUAAGCAAGGCGCCCUUCUCCAUUCCCACGGUUCAUCCUGAGCUGCCGGAGUAUCAAUACAACGUAGAAGUUGAGAAGAAGCACGAAGCCGGUUACGAUGCAUAUCUGACCGGUCUUUGCUUUUUAGGGCUUGUGAGUCGAUUUAAAGCAGACUUGCUACAACUCCCGAAAAACUCUACACUAAAGCCUUACAUGAACCGAAUUUUCAUCACUCGGUUGGUUGAUGUCAAUUACAUCAAUCUGAACGGAAAAGAACCUACUCAAUCACGUGAGCACAUCUUUUACGUUACAUUUCCGCAAAACUGGCGCACUAGUGACAUCAUGGGCAAGUUUAAACCCUUUGGUCUAGUGCACGUUAGCUGGUUGAAUGACACAUCUGCGUUCGUGUCCUUGCACAACCGAAUUGCGUCGAGCUCUGUGUUGAAAACGAUCGGAUACCACGCGGGAUUUAAAGUGUACAGCUUUGCUCAGUUUACGCAAAUGAAACUGCAACGAUCUGAUACUAAACGAGGACGAAUCGGUUCGAGUGGUUCUGGCGGAGCAAAUCAAGGAUCGAGUGGAUGCGGAGAAUCAGGAGUUGCAUCGAACGGGGAAGAAAAAGGAGAAAAAGAGGAACAAAAACUAGAGCGACUUGGCAAACGAAAGGGAACAGACGAUAAAAUGUCCACUGCAGGAGACGUGGAGGACGAUGCCGGAUGGCAAACGGUUAAGAAGGGCCGCAAGACGUUCGCCGAUAACAAUGAUUGGUGAGAAGGUUCAGUUCGGUUGAACUACGUCCGAUACCGAUGGCUAUAGCUGGUACGCCUAAUCGAGGUAAGAUUUAUUCCUGCAGAUACGUGGGAAUUAGACU